AACUAACUUGCAUUCUACUGUAAUUGGAUUAUGAACUAACUGGUUACAUAAAUGACAUUGUUUGAUUAUAAUCUGACGACAAACGAGUGAAACAGUUACAUAAACGAGUGAAACUUAAGAAUUUGCAGACUACUUGCAUUCUACUGUAAAUCUGAAAUAAUCUUUAAUCCGGUAAGCCAUGGAUGUCACUCUCUGCCUCUGUUUCAAGUGAUACCGAGAGGUAAUCAACAGGAGGGCAAAGCUCGAACUAUCACUAGCACAAAGACACCAUUCCUCCCAUCACCGGCUGAGUCAUCAUCGACCCACAAGCCCGCAAACGCCAAGCCGUCGAAGCCGGCGGUACCCCGGCCUCGAUGAUCUCCAUCUCAGAGGAUGCUCUGCUUCCUUCUUUCCUUCUCACCGAGCACAUCACAUGAUCCGUGGCGACGCAGCCGAGUACGCCGUCGAGGCGGUACUCCGUCAUCGAGAACCCAUCUCCUCCGUCGUUCUUCCUCGCCGGCACCUCCCCGCCGCCGGCCGCCGAUCUCUGGUUGGGACGGUAAGUAAAAGUACGCUUCGACCCGAUCUGGACAUUCUGGCCGGGGAGAAAAACAGGGUCAUCCUUGCUCGACCGCCACGUGGCCUUGUAGCCAACGGUCCUCUCAACCCUACCGCCGCCGCCGCCCAAUUCCCCCUUCUUCGUCUUCGCCUUCCUCAAUCCGGUGAAGAAAUACAAUUCCGACUCCCCUGUUUCAACGAACAGCUUCUUCCAAGCCUCGUCCUCACCGUACAGGUCGCAAUCGAUCACCGGAUUGAAGGGCAAGGCAUUGCCCAUUACCUUAUCGAGGAGAUAAGUGAUGAUUUGGUCGUCUUCCGGCUCGAAUCGGACCCCGGCCGCUGUUCCCGAUAUCCUCAUUCUUACGGCGGCGUCGGUCGGUGGGGGCGGCGGAGCAAUUAAUCCCCUUGUUUCAAUUAGCCUGGUCUCGCGCGCGGAAACCCUAGAUCGGAAGAAGCGUUGCUCCUCAAUGCCAUCGCCGAUGACCAUGAUCGAGCUUUCCGCGAGGAAAGCAAAGGAGCCGCUGAUCGUCGGCCGAUUAUAGGGCGAUUAGGGUUUGGAGACGAAGGCUGAGACUGAGAGGCUUGACAUUGCGUGGUACUGAUAUAUAUAA
This is a messenger RNA of Linum tenue, 1148 nucleotides long. NCBI's taxonomy places the organism in Eukaryota, Viridiplantae, Streptophyta, Magnoliopsida, Malpighiales, Linaceae. The record is from the annotation of a GenBank genome assembly.